CAGAAGCAGGCAGCCACCUCCUUUACACCGGGACACUGAGGAGACUGCAGCUGGGAAAAUGGCUGGGCCAAAACCACGUAUCAUUACUCUGACCAAGCGAGAGGGUCAGGGCUAUGGCUUCUACCUCCGAGUGGAGCACGGCGAGGAGGGUCACCUGAUCCGAGCCCUGGAGAUGGGCGGCGCGGCUGAACUGGCCGGUCUGAAGGACGGAGACCGCAUAGUCAGAGUCAAUGGAACUUUUGUGGACAUUUUGGAGCACAGCCAGGUUGCAGAUUUGGUGAGAAAGAGUGGGAUGAGCGUCACAUUGCAUGUCCUUGGAGAAGAGGCAUAUAAGACUGCCAAAGCCAACGGUGUGAAUCUUGCUGACACUCAGUCCCAGUCAGGUCAGAGCCAGCCCACCAUGAAUGGAGUGUCUGCACCAGCCGCUAAAGCCAAGCUUUGUUAUCUGCAAAAAUCCAGCAGCGGAUUUGGUUUCUCUUUAAAGUCCACCAAAGGUACUAAGGGCAUAUUCAUGACAGAAGUGAUGUCUGGAGGAGAAGCUGAUCAGGCCGGUGUGAAACUUGAUGAUCGUAUAGUGGAGAUAAACAGUGAGAAUGUUGAGAGUCUCUCACAUGAUCAGAUUGUGCAAAAGGUGAAAGCAACCGGGGACAAAGUGAUGCUUCUGUUGGUGGAUGAGGACGCUGACAGAUUCUUCAAAGGCAAAGGCAUUCGACCAAGCACGGCUUAUGCCACUGUCAAGCACCUCCCGCAUAAGCCACGCAUUGCAGACAUGACCAAGAGAGCAGAUGGCUAUGGCUUUAUCCUGAAGGAAGUUCCUAAACAUGCAGGCCAUUAUAUUGGAGAAAUAGACAAAGGCAGCCCUGCGGAGCGAGCGGGACUGAAGAAUAUGGACAGACUAGUGGCCGUAAAUGGGCAGGAAACAGAUAACUGCAGACAUGAACAGGUGGUGGAAAAAAUAUCACAACAAGGAAACAAGUGCUCCCUCCUUGUGCUGGAUGCUGAAACAGAGAAAAUGUACAAAUUGGGUGGUGUUUCUCCACUUCUGUACUGGGAGGAAAUGAGAGGAUCUCCGCCCAGCUAUCCUGAGCAUGAAGCUGAAGCCACACCUGCUCCAGCGGCACUUGCUCCAGCAGAUGGGGACCACAAACCCAAACUGUGCCGGCUGGAGAAGGCCGCUGCUGGAUUUGGUUUCCAUCUCAAUGGCAUCCAGGGACUUCACGGACAGUACAUCAAAGAGGUGGUGAAAGAUGGAGCAGCAGACAGAGCCGGAUUGGAGGAUGAUGACAUUGUUGUGGAGGUGAAUGGGGUGAAUGUGGAAAUGAGCACACAUGAGGAGGUUGUGAACCUCGUCCGCAAGAGCGGGGACACGCUGGUCCUCCUAGUGGCUGAGAGGACAGCCUAUGAUCAUCUGAAAGCACGAGGGAUCGCCAUCACCCCUCAGCUGCUGGAUAAAGAGCCCUCCGCUGAUGUCCCGGCACCAGCCUACGCACAGGAGGACGAGAGGAAAGAUACAGGAAGUGACAACGAAAGGCCGGCCACUCCACCUGCUCAAACCCGGUCAAGGUCAUCGUCGUCUUCAUCCUCUUCAUCGUCAUCAUCUUCAGCAUCUUCAGCAUCAGAUGUGAGUGAGGACGUGAAACUCUGAGCACACCACACUUCUGUGCCAACAGAUACUUCCAAUACUGUGAUUUAGUGACAGGUUAAUGCACUUACCUGAUCAGCUAGUACAAUCUAUUAAGGGGGGAAAUGCCCCUUUGAACAAGAGACUGUAAUAUCACUGAUUAAAGAAUAUUUUCGAUGUGAAUUUACAAAGCUAUUAGUGACAAUAUCAAAUGUAACAGAUUAUUUCUGUACUGCUUUCAUUGGGAUCUACAACAGCAAUGAUCUAUUUGAACUGGCUUUUUAUGCUUGUGGUACAUGGAAUAUAAAAUUGCAAGUAGUUAUGGUCUUUCGGGCAAUGCAUACUUCUUGAUAUAUAAUUUAUUCUACAGAAUGUUUUGUCAUUUUCUCAUGGA
Sinocyclocheilus anshuiensis is the source of this 2015-nucleotide messenger RNA. RefSeq names its product PDZ domain containing 1 (gene pdzk1). Gene Ontology annotation, molecular function: signaling receptor binding; protein-membrane adaptor activity. The coding region runs from base 59 to 1645 and encodes 528 amino acids. The transcript has 9 exons. The record is from RefSeq and is a predicted model, not a curated record. Gene Ontology annotation, cellular component: apical plasma membrane. Lineage: Eukaryota; Metazoa; Chordata; Actinopteri; Cypriniformes; Cyprinidae. Gene Ontology annotation, biological process: protein localization to plasma membrane.